This is a messenger RNA of Pogona vitticeps (central bearded dragon), 4446 nucleotides long. RefSeq names its product protein argonaute-3. Gene Ontology annotation, biological process: regulation of stem cell proliferation; regulatory ncRNA-mediated gene silencing. The record is from RefSeq and is a predicted model, not a curated record. Gene Ontology annotation, molecular function: RNA binding; protein binding. Lineage: Eukaryota; Metazoa; Chordata; Lepidosauria; Squamata; Agamidae.
GAAGAAGAAGAAGGGGAGCCGCCGCCAACGCCGCCUCCUCCUCCUCAGGCCCGGCCGGUCCGGCGCCUGAGAAGAGCCAGGCCUGCCCCGCUCCCCCCCGCCGUCGCCUCAGAGCGGCCCCGCCGAGCUCCAUGAAUGGAAACCAGCAGCCCAGGACCCGUUGGGGCUCAGCCCCUGCUCAUGGUGCCCAGACGACCUGGCUAUGGCACCAUGGGCAAACCUAUUAAACUGCUGGCCAAUUGCUUCCAAGUUGAAAUCCCAAAGAUUGACGUCUACCUCUAUGAGGUAGAUAUUAAGCCAGAUAAGUGUCCUCGGAGAGUGAACAGGGAAGUGGUAGAUUCAAUGGUGCAGCAUUUUAAAGUGACAAUAUUUGGGGACCGUAGACCAGUUUAUGAUGGUAAAAGAAGCCUUUAUACAGCCAACCCACUCCCUGUGGCAACAACUGGGGUUGAUUUGGAUGUAACAUUGCCGGGUGAAGGAGGCAAAGAUCGUCCCUUCAAGGUGUCAAUAAAGUUUGUUUCCCGGGUGAGCUGGCACUUGCUGCAUGAGGUGCUUACAGGACGGACUUUACCUGAGCCUCUGGAAUUAGACAAGCCAAUCAGCACUAACCCUGUACAUGCCGUCGAUGUGGUGCUACGACAUUUACCCUCCAUGAAGUAUACCCCUGUAGGCCGCUCCUUUUUCUCUGCUCCAGAAGGCUAUGAUCAUCCCCUGGGAGGCGGCAGGGAAGUCUGGUUUGGAUUUCAUCAAUCUGUUAGACCUGCAAUGUGGAAAAUGAUGCUAAAUAUUGAUGUUUCUGCCACUGCCUUCUACAAAGCACAACCUGUAAUUCAGUUCAUGUGUGAAGUUCUUGAUAUUCACAACAUUGAUGAGCAGCCACGGCCUCUAACUGAUUCUCACCGGGUAAAAUUCACCAAAGAGAUAAAAGGUCUGAAGGUUGAAGUGACUCACUGUGGAACAAUGAGACGGAAGUACCGUGUCUGUAAUGUGACGAGGAGACCAGCUAGUCAUCAAACUUUCCCAUUGCAGUUAGAAAAUGGCCAGACUGUGGAGAGAACCGUAGCCCAGUACUUCAGAGAGAAGUACAGCCUGCAACUGAAAUACCCUCACCUUCCUUGCCUACAAGUGGGCCAGGAGCAGAAACACACCUACCUGCCUCUUGAAGUUUGUAAUAUCGUGGCAGGCCAGCGAUGCAUCAAGAAGUUAACAGACAAUCAGACAUCAACUAUGAUCAAAGCAACUGCGAGAUCAGCUCCGGAUCGACAGGAAGAAAUCAGCAGGCUGGUGAGAAGUGCAAAUUACGAUGCAGACCCAUUUGUUCAGGAAUUUCAGUUUAAAGUCCGUGAUGAAAUGGCUCACGUGACCGGCCGUGUGCUCCCAGCUCCCAUGCUACAGUACGGAGGGCGGAAUCGGACAGUGGCGACACCCAGCCAUGGUGUGUGGGAUAUGCGAGGGAAGCAGUUCCAUACCGGUGUGGAAAUCAAGAUGUGGGCCAUUGCCUGCUUUGCUACGCAGAGACAAUGCCGUGAAGAAAUAUUAAAGGGUUUUACAGACCAGCUGCGCAAAAUCUCCAAGGACGCGGGGAUGCCGAUCCAGGGCCAGCCGUGCUUCUGCAAAUAUGCACAAGGUGCGGACAGCGUGGAGCCCAUGUUCCGGCAUCUCAAGAACACCUAUUCUGGGCUCCAGCUCAUCAUUGUUAUUCUACCAGGGAAGACGCCGGUGUAUGCGGAAGUGAAGCGUGUGGGGGACACCCUUUUGGGGAUGGCCACGCAGUGUGUUCAAGUCAAGAAUGUCAUAAAAACAUCUCCACAAACCCUCUCAAACCUGUGCCUAAAGAUAAAUGUAAAACUGGGAGGAAUCAACAAUAUCCUUGUACCUCAUCAACGACCGUCUGUGUUCCAACAACCAGUGAUAUUCUUGGGAGCAGAUGUUACCCAUCCGCCCGCUGGGGAUGGAAAGAAGCCCUCCAUUGCUGCUGUUGUAGGUAGCAUGGAUGCCCAUCCAAGCAGGUACUGUGCCACAGUGAGAGUUCAAAAACCCCGCCAAGAGAUCAUCCAAGAUUUGGCCUCCAUGGUUAGAGAGCUUCUUAUUCAGUUCUACAAGUCAACACGUUUCAAACCCACACGAAUCAUCUUCUACCGAGACGGAGUAUCAGAAGGACAGUUUCGACAGGUGUUGUAUUAUGAGCUGCUAGCAAUCAGAGAGGCCUGUAUCAGUCUGGAGAAGGACUACCAGCCGGGCAUCACAUAUAUUGUGGUUCAGAAGAGGCAUCAUACGAGGCUUUUCUGUGCUGACAGGACAGAAAGGGUUGGAAGAAGUGGGAACAUCCCAGCUGGAACAACAGUAGAUACAGAUAUAACACAUCCUUACGAAUUUGAUUUUUAUCUCUGUAGCCAUGCAGGAAUACAGGGUACCAGCCGUCCCUCCCAUUAUCACGUCUUGUGGGAUGAUAACUGUUUUACUGCGGAUGAACUUCAGCUGCUAACUUACCAGCUCUGCCACACCUAUGUACGCUGCACGCGGUCCGUGUCUAUCCCUGCACCAGCUUAUUAUGCUCACCUGGUGGCGUUCAGAGCAAGAUACCACCUCGUGGACAAGGAACAUGACAGUGCCGAAGGAAGCCAUGUUUCAGGACAGAGCAACGGAAGAGAUCCUCAGGCGCUUGCGAAGGCUGUACAGAUUCACCAAGACACCUUACGCACCAUGUACUUUGCCUAAUUGUAAACAAAACAAAAAAAAUUCAGUGAGAGCGGAGCGUAUUCACAAAAGGAAGGACUGCAGAAUUAAGCCACAUACAGUGUAUGUUUCCAUAGCGGUCAGUUCGUGGGGAGCGGGGGGGGUUAUCUCUGCCACUGGUGAAGCUGGGGUGGGGUGGGGGUGGUCGGCCUUAUCCUUGCUUUGAUGCAAGGAAGAUUGUUUACUUCACCGAGAACACGGCACUUAUUAUGCAAUAUGAAACCAGCCAACUGCUUUCGAAGCAGCCUCCUAUGGGUAGCGCUGCCCUCAUUGUUAUUGUCUCUUCCUUUUUGUCUGUUGGUAUUUCUUCUGAUAGUCAAACCCUUUUUUAUGCCUUUACCUCAAGUUGCUCAGCAGCACAACUCUUUCUGCAAAAAAAAAGGAAAGAAAGAAAAGCAAAAGCAAAAAAAAAGCGCAAAAUUAUUAUUAUGGUAUUAAAGCUUACAGGAACAAUCAGAAGUGAUUGUUAAGUGGGGUGGGCACAGAUGUUCGGGAAGGAAAACGUGCAAAAACAUUUCUGUUUUAUUUUUCACCCCUGUGGGUUGCAGACGGCUUCUGCUCCGUGGUCGUCGGCACUUGACUGUGACCGCCUCAAGUGUCUAUUUGAGGGAACAGCCCCGGAGGAUACUGUGUGGGAGAGGACAUGGGUGGUUUGCUCACACAGACCACCCAUCCCAAUUUAGUCUAUCUAGCUGCUACCCUUUGUGUCUGUCUUCAUAUUUUGGAUUUGCUAGGUUCAAGUCUCUUUCUCUAACAAAACUAAAUCAUAUGCUUUUAUGCCAGCAGUUAGCGAUGCAACCCAAUGAAUUUAAUGCAGCUGCUGCUUUCUCCUUGUCUGGAAGGUCCAGCUAGUACCCAUCUUGCGUGCUGUGCGUAUAUCUUCUGAGCUUCUCGUGCUGCCAGUUUCCGCCAUUUCGCUGGGUGGCAUGUCACCACUCAAAUACUGAUACUAAGAGUUGAGAUUUCUCUCUUUUUUUUUUUAAAGACAGCACAGAGAUUAGUUGACUUUCUGCCUUUCACUUUAAAGUGAUAGCAUAUAUCUAUGUCUAUAUAUACAUGUACUUUGAGGUUUAGCUUUCUCUUUUAUAUUUAUUAGAGUAAUAAUGCUUUAAUUUAAAUCUGUGUACUGGCAACAUCAAUUUUUUUUUAAUGUUUAAAAGCAACUGUUUUGUUGAAACGAACUGACAACUUGUUUUUUUGCUAUCUUUUAGUGCAAUAAGCUGUUGCAAAGGAGAGAAACGGUUUGUUUCUGCUGUAUACGAGCAGCAGUGUUUUUGCACCGCCUCUGAGUGAGAGAAUGGAUACGUCCGUGCACUUAAGAGGACAAAAUUAGCCUUAAUUUUGAAAGGAAAGUCUUGGGGGUUGGGGUGGGGGAGUCUUUUUAAUCAAGAACCAAGAGCCCCUUCAUGCUGCUAGCAGUCCAGUCUGCAAGCUUUAAUACUGGCUUAUAACCUAAGGUAUUUGGCUCUGCCACUCCUUGCGGUUGGUGGCCAUAGGUUUUUUUUUCCCUCCGGCACAGAGGAUGUCUAGGUCUUUAAUUCUGUUCAGAUGAAACUGGGGCAAACGAGGAAAAGACCACAACGGUUAAAAAGCAAUUUUGGAUUGUCUAGACUUUCCUUUUGAAACUGAGCGCUUCAUGUCAUUUACCAAUAAAGCUCAGAGGGCUGGGAAUAUUCUUAAAGAAGAUCACUGAAAUGUGAAUCAGAUCAA